GGAGGCUGAGGGCGCGGCGGGCGCGGCGGGCCAGGAUGGAUUUCCAGCAGCUGGCUGACGUUGCGGAGAAAUGGUGCUCCAACACGCCCUUCGAGCUCAUCGCCACCGAGGAGACCGAGCGCAGGAUGGAUUUCUACGCCGACCCCGGCGUCUCCUUCUACGUGCUGUGUCCGGACAACGGAUGCGGGGACAAUUUUCACGUGUGGAGCGAGAGCGAGGACUGCCUGCCUUUCCUGCAGCUGGCACAGGAUUACAUCUCUUCCUGCGGCAAGAAGACGCUCCAGGAAGUCUUGGAAAAAGUCUUCAAGUCCUUCAGACCUUUACUGGGGCUUCCGGAUGCAGAUGACGACGCGUUUGAAGAGUACAAUGCAGACGUGGAAGAGGAGGAGCCAGAGGCAGACCACCCCCAAAUGGGGGUCAGUCAGCAGUAAACUUGCAAGGGCUCCCAUCUGACAAGGAGUGAGCCCGUGGUACCCGAGGUGGGGUCGUGUGCUGCUCCUGGGUGAGCUCUUCGACACAGGAUGUCCGACUGCCAGCUUCCAAAUUAAAAUGAAAUACCUGUUUCACGACCACAAAAGAUCUGGGAUGAGCUGUGCUCAGAAGUGACCUGCGUUUGACUCCCGUUUCAGUGGGUUCCCUUGGAGUUGUCCUGGUAGCCUUGGCCAUUUCGAAUUUAGUCCAUUUUGUGGCUGACCAUUCUCUCUUGAGUUUCUGUUGGAGAACUGACAUUCGCUGACUCGAAUGUAGAGAAAUCUGAAUGUAUUACGGACGUGUUUUGAGUCCCCAGCAGGUGACUUUAUCGAGGGAAAGCAUGGCAGAGAAGAAAUGCAGUCUGCACUUUUUAUGUAUCUUGUAAGUGUCGUUAAGUGAAAGGGUUUGCUUAUAAAGCAUGAGUUUUAAUACCUAGUCAUUACAUUGCACAAGUGCAAGUCAAGGACAGAAAAGGGUCAUCACUUAGCUUUGGGUGAAGAGGGUAAGGGAGGCAGAGAACCUCUCAGCGGGUUGCCAUCACUGAGUUACCUGGAUACGUGGCGACCAGUUCAUGGUUGUGUAAACAUCCUUGCCUGGUCGAUUCUUUUAACACACGCUAGUUCCAAAGCCACUUUUAAAGUCUUAACAGUGGAAAAGAUAAAUGGGGUGACAUCAGUUACCGAUUUCUUUAAAAUGUUUAUAAACCGUCCCACAUAUAAAAUGAAACAUUUACCUUCUUUCUUUACAAUGAGACGGCAACUUGUUAAAUCAUGAAAACAUCCAGAAUCCAAGGGCCACUUCAACUUUGAAGCCAUAGAUAAAUUUAAUGGGACAAUAAACCAGGAUAACAUUUUUAAAAAUAUGAUGGAAUCCUUUUUUAAUCUUUUUUUUUAAGUUCAAGAAAAGGAUCCCACUGUGUGAUUUAUUUAAAAAUUGUAAUCAAGUGCUUCGAGAAACCUAAUUGCAGUGAAUUUUUAAAGUGGGAAUCUUUCGACAGCAGGUGAGCUUGGCUCAGAGGGGAAGGUUUAAUGAUAACUCACAGAGAUCACUUAGCCAACAGAUACUUCCGAGGUAAAUCCUCUGUCAUGCCAACAUGGACUUAUUUAAAAUAUUCAUUUUCUUGGGCCCUUCUGCAUCUCUGGUCCUAACAACAUGGGGUGCCUAAUGCUUUUACAACACUUCACUAAACGUAGCGUCCGGGGUGGGGAUGUUUUUAACAUGUGUGCCUGUUAGGCUAUCAAAGUUUUGAGUAAAGAAGGAAAAAAAGCAGCCGCCUCAGAGACCACAAAGCUUCUGGGAGUCUUGUCGGUCUUCCAGGCGUGUCGGUGUAAACCUGAUUAUCUCAACGUUUUCUGUUUAAUUGGUGCUGUGAGGAGCACAUCUGCUCAUGGUCAAAUCGUGCACUGCGGUUUUAAGUCGUUGGGUAAAAUAAUAUAGUGGUUUCCAUCUGUGGGUCAGUGGCAACAUUUUUUUUCUUGUCUUGGGAAAACAUGUUCAAGGUUAAUUUCAAGUAAAAUGAAUUUCCUUCCAGGGAGGAUAUUAACAAAGCAAACCUUAAUGAUUCAUCCGUGGAGUGAAAUGGGCUCGGGCUUUGCUCCCUCGUCUGUGUGCUGAUUGGCUCCAGACCUGAGCACAAGUGUCUAGCUGUUGCUCGGGUUGGGUCAUCUUUGUUCUAACCCAGUAGGCGGGCAGAGUGACUUCUGCAGCUGAGAUGUAGGAGCUCGACUAGCGUGCUCCCUUCCAAGGUAAACUGGAAUUUUGUAUGUAGUAGAGGCUUAAAAUGUAAAUUUGCAUAUGUUUGAAAAUGGAAUGGACAUUGAUGUAAAAUGUAUUUUAUCCAAAAAGUGUUUAGGUUUUGACCAAAUGCAUUUUGGUAUUCUUCUGUGAAUGUUCUGUUUAUAAGAAUUGAGCUGAGGUAGACUCAGCCAUUCACUGGGCUGGGGAGAACUCUGGAAUUUGCUUUGCCCAGGAGUUGGGGAUACCAUCGCUGUAUGUUACUUAUCUCCCUGGAAAAACCCCAAAAGGCAUUAGCAAAUGGGAUUGUUUCCUCUAAAACUUCCUUUUCUCUGUGCACAUCCCCACCAGUGCUCACCCACACAGGUGCGCACGUUCGGGUCACGUGUGGCAGAGACUUUGCACAGUGCAGAGUUUCACCCGGUCGGUCAGCAUGUGAGCAGCCUGUGGUUUCUGCACAGACUUCCACGGACACAUAAACACCCUCCUGGGAGGCGACAGACAGUGGGAGGAGCACUGACCCAGCAGUUAGGAGAGGGGCCUGGGUGCGGGUGCUGACUGCCAGCAACCACCUGACCUUGGGCGGGUCACUUAACUAGCCUGAAUCAAGGGAUGUGUGCCCUUCCUGCUUUACCCACUUGUCUUCCACAACUGCCUUAUGGUGUGUGUGGGCAUGAAGAGCAACAGUCCAGGAGACGUGGAGGGAAAUGAGCAGGAAAUAGAUUUAGAAUCUCACUGUCCUUAGGAUCCUAGCCACAGGGCCACCUGGGGACAGGUUUCUGUUGGUCUGUGAGCAUCCAAGCCCCCUACAACCCGAUCCUGAUGGCCCCAGAAGGUCUAGAAAACAGACUUGUCUCAGUUGUACAUGCUCUGCCUCUGGGAAGGCUGUUUUAUUGUGCCCUGACAGAUUGUGGCCUUGGAAGGGGAAUACGUUUAACUUAACGGAGAGGGGGAAAUUGCAUGAAGAAUAGCUGGAAGAGAGUGACUUUUACUUUUUGCCAUCUCAUCCCAUGGAGAGAGAGAGAAAGAGGUGCGUGUGUGCAUGUGUGUGUGUGUGUGCAGGUGUGUGAACAGGGAAUGAUUGCUUGUUGAUCACUGCAGGCCAGCUGUGAAAUCAAGCCUAAUAACCUUACCAGACCUUGAUCCUGGGUUUGAGUGAAUCACAGAGACAUCUUUCUGAUGGCUGCUGGUUCCUUUUCUCUGUCUGAUCAUCGUACCGAGCGGACUUCGGGGAAUCGGAGAGAAUUAUGGAGCCAGGGAGGGAGGUGAGACCCUGCACAGUGCCUGCCACACUCCAGAUUCGGUUACACUGCGGUGUCCACCUCCCCCGCCCAGGCUCAGAGCAGCACGUACUCUUGUUCUUCAGUGACCAGAACACGCAGAGUCUCUUCUUUGGGCAACUCUCCUUGUGUCCUGGUGCCAGGAUUAGGUUUCCAGUGCGCUUAGGUAAAAACCUCUCUCCUCUCAUGGUCACUGUCAUUGUUCACAUGUGAGCAGAACCAUUCCCUGGUACAGUCAUGUCUCCAGAUACUGUUAUCUGGUUCAUAAGAGCACAGAGUGUGUGGACCUGGGGCGCUGUGCUGCCAGGUUGUGUGAUGAGCGUCAUCGGACUCUGCCUCGCAUGUGAAAACGGACACGUUGGGAAGCUGGCCUCAGCCCGUCUGAUUUCCCGUGAUUUGGGAGGCACGUAGGAGGAGGCAGGACUUAAGUCUGGGGUGGGAGAAGAUGAGUAGGGGAGAAUGAAUGGGACGAUUAGGGUCUGAUUCUUUUAGGGAAAAAAAAA
Molossus molossus (Pallas's mastiff bat) is the source of this 3988-nucleotide messenger RNA. It is a transcript of the gene MTURN, whose product is annotated as maturin, neural progenitor differentiation regulator homolog. Gene Ontology annotation, biological process: positive regulation of megakaryocyte differentiation; regulation of signaling. The transcript has 3 exons. Lineage: Eukaryota; Metazoa; Chordata; Mammalia; Chiroptera; Molossidae. The record is from RefSeq and is a predicted model, not a curated record. Gene Ontology annotation, cellular component: cytoplasm. Bases 36 to 431 code for a protein of 131 amino acids.